Messenger RNA from Macrobrachium nipponense, 4336 nucleotides. RefSeq names its product small conductance calcium-activated potassium channel protein-like (gene SK). Gene Ontology annotation, biological process: potassium ion transmembrane transport. Lineage: Eukaryota; Metazoa; Arthropoda; Malacostraca; Decapoda; Palaemonidae. The transcript has 10 exons. Gene Ontology annotation, cellular component: plasma membrane; neuron projection; neuronal cell body. The record is from RefSeq and is a predicted model, not a curated record. Gene Ontology annotation, molecular function: calmodulin binding; small conductance calcium-activated potassium channel activity. The coding region runs from base 1124 to 2911 and encodes 595 amino acids.
AGCAGAGCAGAGCAGAGCAGAAGAGGGGAAGCCGUGGUGGAGGAGAGAGCGCGCCGUUCAGCAUGGUGAGUGGGUGUCCAAGGGUCACCUCCUCAACUACCACAACAAAUAGCAGUAGCGUCUCCCUCCCACCCCGGCGCCUACCACCUCACCACCUGCAUCACCCGACAAGGCGUCGCAGAAUGGGCGGCCCUCGCGUGAUUUGCAGACUCUGAGGGAGGAGGCAGCAGCAACAGCAGCAGCAGCAGCAUCAGCGGCGAAAGAGGCAACUGGUAGUGUUCAUUCAACCGUACCCCACGGACAAAGAUAACAUGAAGUAGGAGAUGAUGUUUGACAGAGAAAUAAAAAAUACAUUUGUUAGAUGUAAACACGUGUGUGUAUCACUAUUGAAGAUCUCGAGUUAGCAGAGGGACUCUACGUAGUUCUGACAACCUCCAGAUAACGGGACAUCAAAUGGCAAAUGUUGUCUCCAGCUGUCCCUGGAAAAUUCGAGCUCACUGAGUGCGUAAUCGGGUGCUUUAGGUCAUUCGCGAAUUCAAAAUUUAGAAAAAGCGUCACAUCUGACUUCGUUUAGACGUUAGUUUUUUGGGAAUCUUGAAAGUUUUAGUCCUAAAGUAGUUACUCCAGAUAAAUCAGAAAUCAGUUACUCUGUAUAAGCCGCGUUAUACCCAACAUCAUGCGGCCGUCUAGACGAGACACACAGAGGUGAAGACGUAAUACAGAGUCACCGAAGUGCGAAGUCGUUCCAAAGGCGGAAAGGAAGAACGCGCGUCGGUCCGUAAGAGACAAAACGCGGAGGCUUGACAUUAAGGCCGCCGUAGCCGUCUCCUCCUCUUCCUACUCUGCUCCUGCCUCUCCUCCUCCCGUAAGAGCGCCCCAGCGCCCACCUCCCGCGAGUCCUUGACAGUGGCACAACCUGUGACUCUGGUCGAGGGCGGGGUCGAGGAGGAAGAGCUGACGAGAAGACGGCGCCGCAGGAAGAGGAGGAGGAGCCCGAGCCCGCCACUCAGGACUCCUGAAGGAGGCGCUGAAGGCCUAGGAAGAUGUCCCUUCAAGGAAGCCAUCGCGGGGCAUCACUGUGAGGGAGCAACAUGCCCGGAGGUUUCGUUACUUAGCAACCAACAUGUGGAGGUGUCCGACAUGGGUAAGCCAUAAGCUACGCAAGCCGGUUUCCACCCUGUCGAUCCCUGGGUCGAUGAAAGGUGGAGGAGGCGGGGGCGGUGGGCGUGGAGCUGAAGGCGAAGAUCCGGGUAUUGCCCUGGUGGGCGUCCACACGGAGUACCCGCGUUACACCGAGGAGAAGGUUGCCCAAGCCUCCGCCAAGACAGCUUCAUUCAGAAUGCGUAACAAACCUAACGUCGGGUAUCGGUUGGGGAGGCGCAAGGCCCUUUUCGAGAAAAGGAAGCGGAUCUCCGACUAUGCCCUCGUCAUGGGCAUGGUGGGCAUCAUCGUCAUGGUCAUCGAGAACGAGCUCUCAUCCGCCCGUGUCUAUGAUAAGAGUUCGUCCGCAUCAUAUGCUCUGAAGACUCUUAUCAGCGUCUCUACAGUCAUUCUUCUGGGCCUUAUAUGUGCCUACCACGCCCUGGAGAUUCAGCUCUUCAUGAUAGAUAACUGCGCAGACGACUGGCGUAUUGCGAUGACGUGGCAACGCAUAGCCCGGAUUCUAAUGGAGCUGAUCAUCUGCGCGGUGCAUCCUAUACCUGGCGAAUACUAUUUCUUCUGGACUACUAAACUAUCUAAUCUGGGUGGGAUAGAGGGCUCGCAGUGGGUACCUAUUGAUGUCACUCUAUCCCUGCCCAUGUUUUUGCGCCUUUACCUCAUUUGCAGAGUUAUGUUGCUACAUUCUAAGCUAUUUACUGAUGCCUCGUCGCGAAGUAUCGGUGCGUUGAAUCGCAUCAACUUCAACACCCGCUUCGUUCUCAAAACCCUGAUGACCAUUUGCCCAGGCACGGUCUUGCUCGUGUUCAUGGUCUCUCUCUGGAUCAUUGCAUCCUGGACUCUACGGCAAUGCGAGAGGUAUCACGAUGAAGAACAUGCUAAUCUGCUUAACGCUAUGUGGCUCAUCGCUGUCACUAUAUUAUGUGUGGGUUACGGGGAUAUAGUUCCGAACACGUACUGUGGGCGGACCAUCGCGGUGGCUUGCGGAAUCAUGGGGGCCGCAUGCACUGCCUUAUUGGUCGCUGUCGUGUCACGUAAAAUGGAGCUAACCCGCGCAGAGAAACAUGUUCACAAUUUCAUGAUGGACACUCAAUUAACCAAGAGGCUAAAAAACUCUGCAGCGAAUGUGUUGCGCGAGACCUGGUUAAUCUACAAGCACACCAAGUUAGUUAAAAAGGUCAAUCAUGGCCGAGUACGCACACAUCAGAGGAAAUUCCUGCUCGCCAUCUAUUCGCUGCGGAAGGUCAAGAUGGAUCAGCGGAAGUUGAUGGAUAACGCCAACACUGUAACUGAUAUGGCGAAGACGCAGAACACAGUUUACGAGUUAGUGUCAGACAUGAGUGGGCGUCAGGAUGUGCUAGAUGAAAGAGUGAGUUCUUUAGAAGACAGACUAGCCUCUAUUCAGGAGUCCCUUGAGGCAUUACCCGAUGUUCUAACGCGGUGCUUGCAGAAGCACCAGGAGUCAUUAGAUCAAAGGCGUGCCACUGCCCCUUCUUCUAAUUCCCUCCACCCUGACAUGGCUGCGAGACCGGGAGGAUACCCGGUUCUUUCAGCCAGCCCCUCUCCCCCCAGAAGUUCAUCAGUCUGGCCACAGCAACAGUCCAGUGCACCACCGCUGUUCCCCCGAACAAGUUUAAGUCCGACGUUGCCGGCACUUCCGACAGCAUCUGCAGUGAGCAGCUUGCAAGGGGAGCGGUCGCCCCCUGCGCCUACGUCGCAUAGUGGUCAGUCUUUGCCCAAGUCGGAGGCGUGAAGUCAAGCCGUCCAACUGCGGGCAGCAGCAGUAGCAAUAGCUACAGAAAUGAAAAAGUAACCUCAGUGGUUUCACUUUUUAGGCUACUGCUGGUGUCCGCACCUUACUCGCUUCAAUACUCGCCACUUCGACACAACGUUUCAACUGCUGCAGUUCACACGUGCUCCUUAUGAUGGGUCUCAAGUCAGGUAUUUAGAUAAUAUCUGCUUAGCCCAACAUGGCAGCUUUCCUUUUCACCACACUCUGUAAUCCUAGUCUCCUCAUCACCACUCAGUUCAACCAUGUGAUAUUAGGGGUCAUUCAUUGUUAGCUGGAAAUUAGUGCUCCACGUUUUUCUAGUCGAAUAUAUAUCCAUGGUGUUAAAAGGAUGUCAUAAAAUUGCUUUGUUCCCGAUUCAUAUUCUUUAUCAAAGGUCCCUCAAACCUCGAUAGAAUACUACCUGCAUCGUGGAAAAACAAUAUGGUCCAUAUUGGGAAAGGGCAAACUGCUUAUUACCGAUUCUGGAAUAUUAAGCUUUAGACACUGUUUUCUGUACUUCAUUUUCCAUUCCUUCAGAGCCAAAGAAUGAUUGAUUUAAACAGCACUGUAUUAGGCAAUCAACGUAAGAUACAAGUAUGUUUGAGACAUACUACUGUCAGAAAUUACAUUUAACAAAUUACGUCAACAAGUAAGAUUAGAAAAAAACGUGAGCGAACAAAUCUCUUCAUAUUGCAUAGCAGAACUACCUAUUAAAAUGGUUUACAGUUUAUAAUGAUUUAUCAGAAAACUUGCCCCUCUAACACAUAUCUGCUUUUCAUUUAAAUAUGUUAAUGCUGUAGCCGCUUUAAACUAUGAGACACGUCGCUAAAAGUAUAUAUUUUUAGGUACACAAAAAAUAUUGAAGUUCCUAUUAUCUUCGUCUUUAGAUGGGGGGUAGGGUGGACUGAAACAAAUUCUAGGAUAUCUAAGUCCUUUUCUUCUCAGAUUUGAUUAAGAUGCUUAGAAUCACAUGUCCAAAUUAAACUAAGGGCAAAAUAAAAUCAAAGAUUUUGUGAACUUUUUAAAAUGUUAUUUAUAACCCUUCAAGCACUAAACGUGGUGUCCAGGGAAUAAGAUAAAAAAGAGAGUUCAGUUAUUGACGAUUCUUUGUGUACUUUACAGUCUAGUAUUACCUGCAAACGAAAACUCGGCUGAGUGGUGCGUGAGGAGGUUGGAGUGUGUGUGCGCAGAAGCUACCGAAACACUGCAAAACAUAUCAAGCCAGACUUCGAUGGUAAUAAAAAUGUCUGGUCGCCACAAGGGACGUUCUCUGCCCAAAACAAAGUGUCUAGGUGCUCUAAUGGCCUACUCUGCUCUGGUGUUCGAGAAUUGAAGUGCAUGAAUAAGCAAUUUUUGACGCAGGGAAAAAUGUUAUAACAGUUGUGAACAAAGAGCUAUAUAUAUAUA